This is a messenger RNA of Andrographis paniculata, 4059 nucleotides long. RefSeq names its product kinesin-like protein KIN-7O. NCBI's taxonomy places the organism in Eukaryota, Viridiplantae, Streptophyta, Magnoliopsida, Lamiales, Acanthaceae. Gene Ontology annotation, biological process: microtubule-based movement. The record is from RefSeq and is a predicted model, not a curated record. Gene Ontology annotation, molecular function: microtubule motor activity; microtubule binding; ATP binding. The transcript has 32 exons. Bases 65 to 3907 code for a protein of 1280 amino acids.
AGAGUCAAAUUUGGGAGUUCUGAAGGCGGGAAAAUCACCAGAAACCCUUCCGGCAGUGAGCGAAAUGGAAAGGAUACAUGUUUCGGUGAGGCCGCGGCCGCUCUCGAUGGAGGAGGCCAAGUCCAGUCCUUGGCGACUUUCGGGGAACACCGUUUACAUUCCCAAUCAGCCGACAAAAUUUGAAUUUGAUAAGAUAUUUGGGGAGGAUUGCAAGACUCGAGAUGUGUACACGGCUCGGACUAAGGACAUUGUUUCAGCUUCUGUUCGUGGUUUCAAUGGGACUGUUUUUGCAUAUGGGCAAACAAGCAGUGGGAAAACACACACCAUGCGAGGAUCGAAUUCUGAACCCGGAAUUAUCCCACUUUCUAUCCAUGAUCUUUUCGACAUUAUACACGAGGAAGUGGAUCGCGAAUUUCUUUUGCGCAUGUCAUAUUUGGAGAUUUAUAAUGAGGAGAUAAAUGACUUGUUAGCCCCCGAGCAUAGAAGAUUGCAGAUUCAUGAAAGUAUUGAGCGAGGAAUCUUUGUAGCUGGGUUAAGAGAAGAAAUAGUGGCAUCUGCUGAUCAAGUUCUUGAACUUAUGAAGUUUGGAGAAGCUCAUCGCCACAUUGGAGAAACAAAUAUGAAUGUCUACAGUAGUAGGUCGCACACAAUAUUCCGCAUGAUUAUUGAGAGCAGGGAGAAAUCUGAUGAUGGAGAGGCAGAUAGCACUUGUGAUGCAGUUCGUGUUUCUGUCUUGAAUUUGGUGGAUCUUGCUGGAUCAGAACGUGCUGCAAAGACUGGAGCUGAAGGUGUACGCCUAAAGGAGGGUUCCCACAUCAAUAAAAGUUUGAUGACCUUAGGAACUGUUAUAAAGAAACUGAGUGAAGGUGCAGAAAGCCAAGGGGGGCAUGUUCCUUAUCGGGAUAGUAAGCUGACUCGUAUACUGCAACCUGCAUUGGGUGGGAAUGCGAACACAGCAAUCAUAUGCAAUAUUACACUUGCACAGGUUCAUGCUGAUGAGACUAAAAGCAGCCUUCAGUUUGCCAGCAGAGCACUGCGUGUCACAAACUGUGCCCAUGUAAAUGAGAUAUUGACUGAUGCUGCUUUGCUAAGACGUCAGAAAAGGGAAAUUGAGGAACUUCGGGCUAAAUUGCAGGGUUCAAAAUCAGAACAUCUUGAGGAAGAAAUUUUGAAUCUCCGAAAUACUUUGCUCAAGAGCGAAUUGGAGAGAGAGAGAAUGGCUUUAGAGCUGGAAGAAGAAAAGAGAGCGCAGGCUGAACGGGAUAAGAUGCUGUUGGAGCAGGCCAAGAAGAUUGAAAACUUGAGUACAAUGGUACUUUGUGCCAAUAGAGAAGAGACACGUGAAUUUCACAAGAAGGAAAAGAGGCGUGAUACUUGGUGCCCUGGAAAUCUUGCAAUGAAAAACGUGAAAGAGCCGCCAUCUGUGGUCAGAGAGAACAUUUCUGAUGUGAAGUAUCAAAGAACAGAUUACAAAAAUAGGCCACUUUUGCCGUUUAGUGAGUUAAUUAAUGAAACAAAUGUCCCCGGGUUCUGUAAACAAGAUGAAGAUUUCAAAACCAGUGCAUCAGAGGAUUGUACACUUCCUGAUUCGCAUGCUCUUCUGCAUGUUACCAACAGGAGAAAAGUUCCUGUCAGAAAAAGAAGUUUACCAAUGGACAGCAAUAACUUGACUGAAAUCCAAGCAGAAUUUGAAAAUUUGCUCUUGGAAUUUGAGACUCAUCGCACAGUGAGUGACAUACAGAUUGAUUACUUAACAAGGAAGCUUGCUGAGGCUGACUGUGUUUUAAACGAGAAAUGCAGAAGGUGCAUUGGACAGAAUAUAAAACCCAUAUCUAAUUCUAAGGGAGACAGGGACACAGAUUCUAUUCUUGUGAUCAAGCAACUUCAAGAAAAGAUUGCUACUUUGGAGAUAGAGAAGACUUCAAGCCAGCAGAACUUAGAUAGUGUAGUUAACUUGGCAACUGACCAGACUAUAUUAGCACAGGCAAAAUGUGACAAGCUUUAUGAGGAACUUGCACUUGCUCGAGAAGAAGCAACUCUAGCUCGUGAUGAACUUGCUUCAUUACAGUCUAGUGUGGUAGAAUUUGAUUGGUUGAACAAGCUGUUUACGGAGACUGAAGAGAUAAAGUUGCAAUUUGAAAAGUCAAAAGUUCUUACAGAAUCCCUUUAUUCAGUUGCGGAUGAACUUCUCCAAUUCCCAUCUUCAAUGCUUAUUCAUGAUCUUAGGGAUUCAUAUUCUCAGAGUUUGUCUCAAGUUGAAUCCAUUGCUGGAAGCCAUGAAAAAAUACAAUCAUGUCUGACACACAAAGUUAAUAAGCUUGAGGAUGAGAAGCGUGUUCUUUACAAUCAAGUUUCAGAGCUUUGCAGUAGGAUAGAAGAAUUAAGUUUAGAAGUUCAAAAUUCUGCAAAUGCAUCCAUGGAACUCAAGGAAAACCAUGAAGCUGAAAAGGCUGAGUUUCAGUGUCAACUUCAAAUGCUCCAAAAGGAAAUUUCAGCCUUAUCAUCAAGUUCCUUAGCAAAAGAAAAGGAAGCUAUUAGAAAGGAAUUCGAGAAAACAAAAUUGAAGCUAAAAGAUACGGAAUCCAAGCUAAAAAAUAUCAUGCAGGAAAAAACAAAGCUUGAGGGUGAGAAGUCAUCCAUAGAGAGAGAACUUAAAAAACUGCAAAGUCAGAAGGCCAUGCUCGAGCGUGAUGUGAACAAACAAGCAUCUAUGAUUAGCAAAAGGCGUGAUUCAACUAUUUACAGAAGUUCAAAUGUGUUUGAUCAGAAACAAAUGAAGUGUUCUCCUGCUCUGGUUGAGUUGGAGGAUGAGUACAAAAAAAUGGAAGUUCUUGCUUUUGACAUGGAGACUACAAUUGCAUCAUUAGAAGACCAAUUGGAAGUUGCCAAUCGGGAUAAGGAUGAAGCUAAUUCAAUAGCUGAAAGAUUGUCUCAGGAGUUGGAGUUGUCAAAUUCAGAGUUAAGCGCAUUAGAGAAGGAAGUUUCAGUUCUAAGAACAAGUUUGGAAGAAUCAACCUCUCGUGCACAGAAAAUGGAAGACUCCCUUAAAUCUUUAUCCGAGGAAAAAGAGGACCUAUCAAUGCAACUCACUGAAGCCCUUAUGACAAUGGAAGAGGAGAAAGCUAUAUGGUCAUCUAAAGAAAAAGCUUCUAUGGAAAUUAUAGGAGAAAAAGAAAAACAUUACAAUGCUGAAAUUGCAUCUCUAUCCACCAAAUUGUCAGCGGCUGGAAGUGAACUACAAAAUUGUAGGCAGAAUAUCAGAAUUCUUGAGGAAAAUUUAAAAAGUUUGGAGGAAAGCGUUGCUGUUGAGAAGCAAUGCAGGUGCUGCAAUGAGAAGGAGCCAGAAGCCAAUCAUGUGAGUGAACAAAGAACUAUCAAUGGCUCAAGCAAUGGAUCCCCUGAGGUUUCAAACCCAAAACUAAAUUAUGAUUGUCAAAAACAUGAAGAAAUUGAAAUGCUACAGUUGGAACUGAGUGUUCUCAGAAAAGAGAGGCAAUCUCUAUUGGCCCAAGUUCAAGAAUUGGAACAAGGACAGAUGCUUUCUGAAGAUGAAUCUGAGGUACAAACACUAAAGCAUGAACUGAAGCAGGUGAGAGAAAUGCUGGCCUGUAUGGAAGAGAAGUUGCGCAAUGAUCAAAUUAACAUCAACAAGGAAAUAGCCAAACUCAGAAUGAGACUCCAUGGAACUCAGACAAAACUGGAUACUUUCCGAGUGAGAUACCAGGACACAGUGGAUGAGUUAGAAUACAUGAACCGGAAAUAUGAGGAGGCUUCAGCUAAACUGAAGAAACAAUUAGCUUCAUAUGGGAUUGAAGUUCUUGAUCUCAAAAAACAACGAGCCUCAUAUGAGAGUCAAGUUCUUGAUCUUACUAAACAACUAGCAGCAUGCCGGUGCACAAGACAAUGACAGUACAUCUCCAUCAUCAUGUAACUCUACAAUUUUCAUCUUUCUCAUACGUACUUUAUGCAAAAUGCUAAUUUUGAAGUAGAACUUCUGAUCAUUCCUGAUGUAGUCUAACCAUUUAUUUAAUACCGCUGAUAAUUAUUAUUAAAUUUAGU